UGCUGUAUUUUCAUGCAUGACGUCUAAUUUUAAUACAAAAGAAUUAAUAUAUGCAAUGUAUACAAAUACGAUUGAAUUUUCUCUUAUUUAUCUUCUGACGUUUACAAAUGAUGAGAUACAUGAAGCUACUGAACAUGAACGAGAUCAAAACAAACCUAGCUGUAGAUUUAGUCAAGCGAUAACACGUUGAUAGUGUAAACAAGCUGACACGCCGCACAGGUAUUUAAUUCUCAGGACUAGACGGAAGAUCGAAAUAACAGGGAGGCCAUGUUGGAUAUCAGUAAACUUCUCGUGUGACCCCAGCAUCAGACAUGCAUCCCCGGCGGCUCAGGAAGUCCUACUGUGAAACCGUCCCCCUACAGAGUCAUGGUCAACUUUGUAAUAUAAACCUAUGCAAGGCCUGUGUUGGGGAGCACCUCUAGGAUUCGUCUAAAACACACAAAGUCGUGCCCUGUUUACGCGGAGAGUCUACUCCAAACUACCCGAAAACUCCUAUAAUCGCUUUGAAAAUUACUGUGAGAAAAGAACAUGGCGACACAAUGAAGUCAGCAGAAGCUGUAUCGUCUCCUCCAGUCAAACCACUGCUUGAUGACCCGCGCCUCACCGCCUCCAUAAACACUGGGUAUAGACAUCUAUACAGUGUUGGCUGUCUGAGUGAAGAAGUCUGGACAUGUGGGAAUAACAAAAUCAUGAAGGUACACAACCUCCAGAGUAAACUACUGACAUCAAUACAAACCAAGUCAGGGAACUGGUUACAGGACAUCGCAGUGACACUGGAGGGGGAUCUUGUUUAUACUGACUAUUAUGAUAAAACUAUAAACCUAGUAAAGAACAAACAGAUACAGACCGUGAUCACACUACAGGGGUGGAAACCUCUCUUUGUCUGCAGUACCGCCUCUGAUGAUCUCCUGGUUACCAUGGACAGUGAUGAUUACGAAAAAUGCAAAGUCGUGCGUUACUGCGGCUCCACAGAGACGCAAACUAUUCAGUUUGAUGAUCAGGGUCGUCCUCUCUAUUCAUCUGGGGAUCAUAUCAUUAAUACUAAAUACAUCAGUGAGAACAGGAACCUGGAUAUCUGUGUGGCUGACCGUGAGGCUUGUGCAGUAGUGGUGGUCAAUCAGUCAGGAAAACUCCGAUUUAGAUACACUGGUCACCCAUCUAAUAGUAAGGAAUCAUUUGAACCAGUUGGCAUCGCUACAGACAGCCAGAGUCACAUCCUGACAACAGACAUUAACAAUGACUGUAUACAUAUCUUGGAUCAGGACGGACAGUUCCUCCGUUACAUUCACUGUGAUUUACUCCGUCCAUUCGGUUUAUGUCUGGACAACGGAGACAACCUCUUUGUGGCUGAGUUAAACACUGCUAAAGUGAAGAAAAUCCAAUAUCUAUAAACACAGUGUUAAUUACAGACCUCAACACGGUGUUAAUUACACAUCUCAAAACAGCUUUAAUCACACAUCUCAACAUAGUGUUAAUUACACAUCUAAACAGCAUUAAUGCCAUUUCAAAUCAAAUCACCGUGUUCAUUACAUAUCUAAAUACUGAUAUUAACAGAGUGUGUUAAUAAUUACAGCUGCUUCUUAAAUACAGCCACGUGUAUGUUACAGUCCUGUGUUAAAUACAGUCCUGUGUUAAUUGCAGUCUUGGGUACAUUACAGACCUUUAUUAAUUGCAGCCCUGUGUAUAUUACCGCCCUGUGUUAAAUACAGUCCCGUGUACAUUAAUACAGUCCCGUGUACAUUACAGCCCUGUGUACAUUACAGUCCUGUGUACAUUACAGCCCUGUGUACAUUACAGUCCUGUGUACAUUACAGCCAUGUGUUAAAUACAGUCCCGUGUACAUUACAGCCAUGUGUUAAUUACAGUCCUGUGUAAAUUACAGCCCUAUGUUAAAUACAGUCCUGUGUAAAUUAC
Ostrea edulis (European flat oyster) is the source of this 1914-nucleotide messenger RNA. Its product is annotated as tripartite motif-containing protein 3-like. NCBI's taxonomy places the organism in Eukaryota, Metazoa, Mollusca, Bivalvia, Ostreida, Ostreidae. The transcript is spliced from 2 exons. The coding region runs from base 540 to 1391 and encodes 283 amino acids. The record is from RefSeq and is a predicted model, not a curated record. Gene Ontology annotation, molecular function: protein binding.